This is a messenger RNA of Dimorphilus gyrociliatus, 1207 nucleotides long. NCBI's taxonomy places the organism in Eukaryota, Metazoa, Annelida, Polychaeta, Dinophilidae. The record is from the annotation of a GenBank genome assembly.
CAUGGAUAAGCACGAAAAAUCCGCUUUGAGAAAGAAACGUCCGUUAUUGAUGAAUGUCCUCUCUUUUACGGAAGAAAAACGAAAAAUCUACAUUGCUAAGGGCUUACUAACUAAGGAUAUUGACUAUCAUAUUUCGCAACAUAACAAAACGGAAAGGGGUAGGCUGUCAAAAUGGUUCGAGUAUCUGACGACUUUGGAAGAAACGAAUGUUUUUGACAAAAUAUGUCAAUUAUUAAUCGAUGAGAAGCAAGAUUGGCUUGCCGAUGAAAUAAAAGCCUAUGUUCUAUCACAAAAAGGCGAAAUAUUAGUUGAAGACUACGUUAUGCGGGAAGCUGCGUCGGAUGUUCACAAAGAGUUUGGCAGUAGUAGAAGAGUAUCGGAGAGAGAUAAAAAGGGAAUCGAAGCGAUCAUUGCUGAACGUCAUCAAUCGACGAAAGAGGCUUGGUCAAUAUCGAUAAGGUCUCUACGACAACAAUUGGACGAUUUAAGGAAUGAAAGAUGGAAAGAUUCAACAAAAAUAAAUGAAUUAACGGAAAAAAUCGAUAUAUAUUUAAGGAUACAAAAGAAUAGGAUAAAUAACGAGGCGCAUGACACGCAACGUCCCCUUAAUCCUGAUUCAUCAACUACCGACAACAAUCUUGACAAGCUAGAAUGUCAGGUUGAUAUCCUCCUGAAAUCUAUUUCUAGGAUCUUAUUCGAUAAUGAAAACUAUUUGGACGAAAGAAAACGUAUAAUUGAAUUACUGGACUUAAACAAAGGUGUCACUAAACUUGAUAUGUACGUUGCCGAGGCUCUCGAAAGAGCAAAGACAGCUGCAGAUAAGAAAGACAGUCAGGCUAGAGUUUCCAAUGAGGCUGCUCUUUCUUUUCAAUCUCAAUUGAAAUCGUUUAAAAUAGAUGCUGACAGGCAAUUAGAGGAGAAAUUAAGGAAUGAAAAAUAUUUAAAAACACUAAAUGAACAGAGGCGUCGAAAUGCUGAAGGACUACAAAAGUUGCUGUUAAGUGAACGUCAUCGUAUAAAGGAAUUAGAGGAGGAUGUGAACAAGUGGAAAGCAAAGUGCGAGCAACUAGAGAAGACAAGAAGAUUGGGCUAUCAUUAUCCAGGAUGGUAUAAUGUUGUUUAUAAGAGUUGCGAAAUGAACAAAAGAGGAAGUAUGCCGUCCAUAAAUCGUUCCAAAUCAAAUUAUACUAAACCCACUAAAUUAUAA